AUGCAGUCCGGCAUCUCAGCCUCGCAGGAGCUGGUCUCCCAGUUCAACGAGCUGCUCGGCUCGGACCGGCACUUCGGCCUCCUGGCCACCAUCGCGUCCGAGCAGCUGCAGCCGCUGCGCCUGCUCACGCCCGCCUCGCCUGGCGCCUCCUUCGCGUCCAACGUCGCGUCGCUGCUGCAGCCGCACGUCAAGCCCAACGAGGCACUCUACGUCAUCCUGCGGCGCCAUGCCACCGCGCCCGCUCUGGUGGCCGUGACCUACGUGCCCGACACGGCCCCCGUGCGCCAGAAGAUGCUGUUCGCGUCGACCCGCCUGACCCUCGUGCGCGAGCUCGGCAGCGAGCACUUCCGCGAGACCUACUUCGCCACCACCCCCGAGGAGCUCAGCCCCGCCGGCUUCGAGAAGCACGACGCCCACAACGCGCUCGACGCCCCGCUCACCGAGGAAGAGCGCAGCCUGGGCGACGUGCGCCGCGCCGAGCAGGAGGCCGGCGCCGGCACCGCCAAGCGCGAGAUCCACCUGAGCACCCACAUGGCCACCUCCGUCGCUGAGGACGCGCUGGCCGCGCUGAAGGAGCUGGCUGCCGGGGACGGCAGGUCGCUGGUCAUGCUGAAAAUCAACCCCGACUCCGAGUCGAUCGAGCUCGUGCCAGAUCAGGCGGCGCCGUCGUCCAUCCCGGAGCUGGUGCAGGCCAUCUCGCCGGCCGAGCCGCGCUUCACCUUCUACCGCUUCGCGCACACGCACGCCGGUAGCGAGACCAGCCCGCUGCUGUUCUUCUACACGUGCCCGAGCAGCUUCAGCACCAAGGCCAUCAAGUUCCGCAUGAUGUACCCACUGAUGAAGCGCGCCGUGCUCAGCGUUGCCGAGAAGGAGGCAGGCCUGCGGCCGGAGAAGAAGUUCGAGGUUGAGGAACCGAGCGAGAUCACGGAGAAGGCCGUCCUGGAGGAGCUGCACCCCCAGGCCGAAGUGAAGAAGGGCUUCAACCGGCCGAAGCGCCCGGGGCGCUGAUGACGCAUCGAAGGCGAGCUGCCGGCCGAAAAAAAACAUCUUUGCUGGCACGUGAGAUGGAGGUUUUUGGGCAGUUAGCAUCUGGCUCCUCGAGAUUUACUUGCGCCCAUCGCCUGCAG
Molecule: messenger RNA, 1127 nt
Organism: Thermothielavioides terrestris NRRL 8126
Lineage: Eukaryota; Fungi; Ascomycota; Sordariomycetes; Sordariales; Chaetomiaceae
Exons: 3
Coding region: 1-1008 (335 amino acids)
Biological process (GO): barbed-end actin filament capping; actin filament depolymerization
Cellular component (GO): actin filament; cytoplasm
Molecular function (GO): actin filament binding; actin monomer binding
Source: RefSeq, a predicted model, not a curated record